AAAGAAAAGAAGAAGGAAAAAAUAUCCUUAGACGAACUGGGAGUCGCAGGUGUUGCGAAACGCAUUGUCAUUCUCCGUUCGAGUGUAACGUCGUUCCUUUCUCCAGGACCUUCAGAACUUCUAGGACCUCGCAGCCCUCUCUAUCCACACACGUUCGAUCAUAGUCGCACGCAUAUAUGUGCGUCUUCGCUUGCUCCGAGUCCCAUGUUACUAAUCCGCUCCACCAUUCCUCGACGUCUUCCUUCGAAGCUGCAUAACCAAUAGCUACGGCGCAAAUCGUAGUCUGUCGCAUGCGCAUCUCGUCUUCCGGAUCCUUUGGAUGGUUAUUUCUUUUGGAAGUGUGACCCGAUUUGAGUGGCUAGCCUGUCGACGCAUCCUCAAGUCCCGAGUACCACCUUUGCGCCUCGACUGUUAUUACCGUCGCACACACGAUAUACUAAUUCUGCCGCGAACUAAGACACUAUUCAAUCUACACUUGCGACCCAAUUGAAUUCUUCUCUAUUAUAAAACUACGUCUUUCCACAGUCGAUCACAGUUGCGACAACAAAUUACCUCGGCGGAAGUGCUCCGGUCGCCAGGCUGGAUGCCAUAGCCCGCCGUGAUGGAUAGUGCAACAUGUAAUGUCAUCUAUGUGGACCGUAACGUGCUCGAGGACCGAACACUUGGGUCCGACGGCACAGAGCUACCGGAGACUGGCGAGCUUCGGGGUAAUUUGGGACUCUUGCUCGAUGCCUUCGGCGAUGUACAUGUGUGCUCAAGUGGCGCUGCUUGCAUAUCUAAGCUAUUUCACUUGCAUGAUACGUCUCUGGUAGAGCUCAAACCAACGCUUGUACUGAUCGAUACGCCGUACGAUGAGCAAGCUUUAGAAUUACCUUCCUAUGAACGGGAACACUCUCCUUGCUCUGAAGUAUCGCGGCGCGAACUGACGGAAUGUGACUUAGCAGGAGAAUUGUACGGAUUAAAAUUACUGGAGCGGAUUGUCUACGAAACCCAUCUGAGGAGCCUUACAAGAUUAGUCGUGCCUAUUCCUGUCAUCAGUUUUCCCUCGCUGCAGAGCCCGCCGGCGAACGACGGUGCAAACGAUGGCGCGAACGACGAGCCCGUGCGGUCUGGAUAUGCCGGCUAUCUCUCCGAGGCGCCGGGCGCAACUAGCAAAUCAUUGUCCAGCCGCGCCCUACUGAGAAGGUGUUUGGACUCUGGUGCUGUGGAUGUGAUGGCUAGUCCACUGCAUAUCAAGACACUCACAACACUUGAAGUACAUGCGUACCGGGCCCACAAGCAGGCUGCUAGGGAACAGCAAGCGGCAUUGGAAAUAUCAAGGGGUCGUAAAAGGUCGUGGGUGGGUGUGCAUGAGGAUCAACCUUAUUCGUACCUUAGGGAGGCUAUGGUAUCUGGUUUAAUGAAGGGGAUUUGCCGUUCAAGCACAGAAUCUGAAGAUCGCAUUGGGAGUGUUAAAGUCAGCGUUCCAUCUGAGCACCGAUCCGAAAUCGCCGAGGCUGUGGGCAGGUGGCAUUUUUGCGCCCAUGACUUUGGUGAUGACGCCCUCCUUAUUGCAGCUAUUCUCAUGUUCAAGCAUGCCUUCACCAUGCCAGAGCUUGAGCAUUGGCGAAUACCAACAGAUCAAUUGACGACAUAUCUCGUCGCUACGCGAGCGGCCUAUAAUACAUUUGUACCCUAUCACAAUUUCCGUCAUGCCGUCGAUGUUCUUCAGGCAACUUUUAACUUCCUUGUUCAAAUUGGAGCGCUACCGCCAUACCCUACUCGGUCCGGAGCUCCUGCCACUCCGACUGAAAAAUCUCCACUAGCAUAUUUAAUCAGGCCUUUUGAGGCGUUAACUCUUCUCAUAGGAGCAAUUGGUCACGACGUUGGUCAUCCCGGCGUAAAUAACGGCUUUUUAGUCGUGCUUAACGCACCGUUAGCGCAGUUAUACAAUGAUCGAUCAGUUCUCGAAUCUUUUCACUGUGCAGCCUAUUCACAGAUACUUCGAAGAUAUUGGCCCCGAGUCUUCGAAGACACGAAGAUGCGAACUCUUAUGGUCAGCUCGAUUUUAGCAACAGAUAUGGGCCUCCACUUCGAUUAUAUGAAGAAACUCGGCGACCUUCAAGAGAAGUUGAAAGAGAUUGAUUCAAUCGAUUGCUGGAAUGGACGCAUGAUAGAAGAGCAGACCGCGUUUGUGUGCUCUUUACUCAUCAAAUGCGCGGAUAUCAGUAAUGUUGCUCGAGAACAUGAGGCUGCCCUACAAUGGAUGUAUAUCCUCUGCGAUGAAUUUUCUAGGCAGUCAGUAAUGGAGAAUGACAUUGGCAUACCGUCUUCUCUCAUUGCGCCGCCAAAGAAGGAUUUUCUAUCGUUGGCUCAGGCUCAGUUAGGGUUCAUGAACAUGUUUGCUAUUCCACUGUUUCAGGGAGUCGCUGAUGUCCUUCCUGCAAUGCAGUAUACUGUCGAUGAGCUUGAAAGGAAUAAAGCCCUCUUUGAGAAAACCGUGGAAGAGAUUCCGGGUAUGGGAGAAGAGCGAAAAAAGAGACUGACUGAGGGCAUACUCUCACCUCGUACCGUGAGCCUAGCUAUUCAGCCUGAAAAAGUCGGAUUGCCGAAAGAUUCGGAGAUUUGUGACCUCAUCCCGAAUCAUGCUGAAUUGAAGAAAGCCGGUUCAUCUCCUCCUGACCAGGCUUACCACAUCCCUAACAUUCCGAGCAAAUACAAAGAGAUGAAUGGCGUCUCGCCCGGUUUCGACAACGUCGCAGACUUUGCCGCGAGCGAUCCAUUCAACCUCAAUGAGUCGGAAAAUAAAUCGAUUGGCCAUAAUGGAAAGCAACGGUGUAGUGAAACUACAGACGGAAGUAGCUCGGUGCCGACAGGAGAUUGGCAAUCGCAAGCUACCAGUGCUACCACGGGCAAGAUGCCUCUCUCACCGAGCACCCAGGGUACUAGCAUUGUCAGUCAAGAAUCUAUGGAACGCGAGCGCCCAUGUAAUCUACCUGUUACUACAGUCACGGCACCCGAUUCCCGCAUGAUAGCGCCGAUGAUGGGCUUCGAGUCAGGCAAUUCGGAGGAGGAUUCUAACGGGAACACCCUUAAGCCGGAACCCGAAAGAGCGCUGAAAAAGAAGGGUAGCAGGUUCAGAAUGAACGUCUCGACAUUCUUCCGUAGGAAUAAGGGCGCAAGUUCGCCAUCAUCCGGUGGUUCUUGAAACUGUCUAAACACGAUACACCAGGCAUCAAGGCGCUAUGAGGUAUGAACAUAACUAACCACAUGAGUCGGACGAUAUGAUAAUAUCGGCACGCGUUUCCGGAUAUAUAUCCAAUCAGCUAGGCGAUUUCCGAUGGACCGCGCCGACCCCGCAACUAUAAAAACGAGUUGCAGAAUGACUAUGAGGAGAAUACCCUGUGUUUAUCACGUAUAUAAGUUGUAUACUAGGCAGUGAGGAAUGAAGGCAGAUGUUCCGUAUCCUGGUACAAUACCAGAAUACCAGAAAUUCUAGGGAGUGGUUAGGGUAGGAAAUUCUAGGAUG
Molecule: messenger RNA, 3508 nt
Organism: Annulohypoxylon truncatum
Lineage: Eukaryota; Fungi; Ascomycota; Sordariomycetes; Xylariales; Hypoxylaceae
Product: HD-domain/PDEase-like protein
Exons: 4
Coding region: 602-3187 (861 amino acids)
Biological process (GO): signal transduction
Molecular function (GO): 3',5'-cyclic-nucleotide phosphodiesterase activity
Source: RefSeq, a predicted model, not a curated record